AUGUCGUCCCAGACCUUGGGGAACCAGACCUCCUCUGGGGUCACAGAUGACUACUCCAACUGGUACAUCGAUGAGCCCCAGGGGGACCAGGAGCUCCAGCCAGAGGGAGUGGUGCCUGCCUGCCACCCCAGCGUGCUGUUGGGGCUUCUCCACGCCUGCCUGGCUGUGCUGUCGAUCCUUGUGCUGCUGCUGCUGGCUGUGCUCACGAGGGUGCGUCGGCCCCGGCCCUGCUGCGGGCUCGGCAGAUCUGGACAGCCCAGCCCCGUGGAUUUCCUGGCGGGGGACACAACCUGGACAGUGCCUGUGGCUGUCUUCGUGGUCCUCUUCAGCUCCUUGUGUUUGCUGUUCCCUGCAGAGGACCCGCUGCCCUUCCUGACCUUGGCUUCACCCCCCAGCCAAGAUGGAGAAACGGAGACUCCAAGAGGGCCUUGGAAGAUCCUCGCCCUGCUCUAUUACCCUGCCCUCUACUACCCUCUGGCCGCCUGUGCCACAGUCGAGCGCGGAGCCGCACACCUGCUCGGCGGCGUGCUGUCCUGGGCUCACUUCGGGGUCCAGAUCUGGCAGAGGGCACAGUGUCCUCAGACACCCAAGAUCUACAAGUACUACACCCUGCUGGCUUCCUUGCCUCUGCUUCUGGGCCUCGGAUUCCUGAGCCUUUGGUACCCGGUGCAGCUGGUGAGAAGUUUCCGGAACAUGGCAGGAGCAGGUUCUGAGGGGCUGCCAAGCCGCUACUGUGAGGAAUAUCUGAGGGCCCUCCUUUGCCGGAAGAAGCUGCGAAGCAGCUCCCACACCUCCAAGCAGGGCUUCCGAUCCUGGGCCUGGAUCUGUUACAGAAACUACAUCUAUACUCCACAGCGAGGAUUCCGACUCCCUCUGAAGCUGGUGCUUUCAGCCACCUUGACAGGGACAGCCAUCUAUCAGGUGGUCCUGCUACUGCUGGUGGGCGUGGUACCCACCAUCCAGAAGGUGAGGGCAGGGAUCAACACGGACGUCUCCUACCUACUGGCCGGCUUCGGGCUCGUGCUCUCAGAGGACAGGCAGGAGGUGGUGGGGCUCGUGAAGCAUCACCUGUGGGCUCUGGAAGUUUGCUACAUCUCGGCCUUGGUCCUGUCCUUCUCGCUCACCUCCCUCAUGCUGAUCCGCUCGCUGGUGACGCACAGGGCCAACCUUCAAGCUCUGUACCGAGGGGCUGCCCUGGACCUGGGCCCCCUACCCCAGGGUCCCCACCUCUCCCGCCAGGCCAUAUUCUGUUGGAUGAGCUUCAACGCCUACCAGACUGCCUUUACCUGCCUUGGACUCUUGGUGCAGCAGAUCGUCUUCUUCCUGGGGACCACGACCCUUGCCUUCCUGGUGUUCAUGCCUGUGCUCCAUGGCAGGAACCUCUUGCUUCUCCGAUCCCUGGAGUCCUCGUGGCCCUUCUGGCUGACCUUGGCCCUGGCUGUGGUCCUACAGAAAAUGGCAGCCCAGUGGGUCUUCCUGGAGACUCACCAUGGAUACCCAGAGCUUACUAACCGGCGAGUGCUCUAUGCAGCCACCUUCUUUCUCUUUCUCAUCAACGUGCUGGUGGGCGCCAUGGUGGCUGCCUGGCGUGUGCUUCUCUCUGCUGUCUACAAUGCUGUCCACCUUGGCCAGAUGGAUCUCAGCCUGCUGCCACCUCGGGCAGCCACUCUCGACCCCGGCUAUCACACAUACUGCGGCUUCCUGAAGAUCGAGGCCAGCCAGUCGCACCCGGCUACCACGGCUUUCUGUGCCCUGCUUCUGCAGACCCAGCGGCCUCGUCUUCCCCGGGUCCCCCAGGAUGGCCUCACACAGGGGCAGGAAGAAGAAGGGAUGCAGCUGCUGCAGACCAAGGACGCCAUGGCCAGGGGAGCAGGGCCCAGGGCCCGUCAAGGCAGGGCCCGCUGGGGGCUGGCCUACACGCUUCUGCACAAUCCUGCCCUGCAGGCCUUCCGGAAGAGGGCCCUGUCAGGGGCCUAG
Messenger RNA from Enhydra lutris kenyoni (northern sea otter), 1977 nucleotides. RefSeq names its product stimulated by retinoic acid 6 (gene STRA6). Gene Ontology annotation, biological process: vitamin A import into cell. The record is from RefSeq and is a predicted model, not a curated record. The transcript has 19 exons. Gene Ontology annotation, cellular component: plasma membrane. Gene Ontology annotation, molecular function: retinol transmembrane transporter activity; signaling receptor activity. The coding region runs from base 1 to 1977 and encodes 658 amino acids. Lineage: Eukaryota; Metazoa; Chordata; Mammalia; Carnivora; Mustelidae.